GUACGGACUCUCAGAACAGCUGGGCAGCACAAUCAUUGAAAUCGACGAUCGUGAAAAGAAUAACAAACAACUGUUUGUUUGCUGCUCUACGAUCUAACCAUAACAAUUCAGUGCUGCCCGAAGUGUUCAUCAGUUAACUUAAGACAUCUAGCAUCAUGCCGGGGCCGGGGCUAAUACUUCACGACACAAUCUCUGUCAAGUCGCAGGGAGGUGAUUGCAAAAUUGAGCUCUGUUUUGGGGACAUCACAAAACUCAAGAAAAAGGACAAAGUGGAUGUCAUCUUUGUGUCUUCUUUUGGGAAUAACUAUGACAAGAUGCCAGGCACAGUGAUCGGCGCUCUGCAUGAGAACUUGGGCGUGGACGUCAAAGAGCUAUCUCUAGAUAAGGAAGAGGAUCUCCGCUCUCUCUACUCGUGCUGGUGGUCCAAGCCGCUACCUUCCAAGAUACCUUAUCACAGACUACUCUGCUUCGAAAGUAGAAGGCAUCGGUCAGGUCGCCCUCAGGAGUUGGUCGGCCACGCCUUCAGAUGCCUCGUGCCCAUCCUAAAGAACAAGGAUGCCAGCGUCAUCACACCAUUACUCAGCACAGGCAAUCAGGGCAUCGACCCUAAGGUCAUGUUGGAGGGCAUGGUCCACGCAGCGAUCAGCUGGGUCAAGGCUGGCCUUCCCAUCAGGCUCCUGAAGAUCGUCAUCUAUGCAAACAUCAAAGACGGACAGGCCACUAAUUUCUUUCGAGGUGUAGAUAAUAACAUCCUGGAAAAUUUUGCAGAGCUCAAGUCGAGAUACGAGUCGGCUAAUCUUAUUCCUCAGGAGGUAACCCUGGAAUACGACGUCUACCUCUCGUUCAGCGACAAGGACCAGGAGAUCGCAGACAAGAUCCAGGCCCAGCUCCAGGAGGAGAAAUCUGACAUCCGCAUCUUCACCGCCAGACAGAAGGUGGAUACGGAGGCCUUCUGGCAGGACCAGAUGUAUGACGUGGUCUCCAAGUCGGCCAGAGUCGUCACAGUCCUCAGCUCCAACUACCUGGCUUCGGAAUCCUGUCUGGAACAGUACAACAUCGCCCUCUGUUGUAACAGACAGGCACAUCGUAAUGUGCUGGCGCCCUUUUUUGUGGAGACAGUGACCCUUCCAACAUAUAUGGGUCUUGUGCAGUAUGCAGACUGCAGGGAGAACAUGGAUGCUAGCAUAGCCCAGGCCUGUGGUCAGUUGGUCAAAUCCCUCACUGCCACAGACAAAGUGGUCAAGGUUGCCACCACAGAUCCCAACCACUACGAUGUCUUUGUGUCGUAUUGCCAUGCCGACGCAGACCAGGCCACGCCCAUUGUCAGCCAGCUGCAGAAGCUAAACCCUGAGCUGAAGAUAUUUUAUGACAUACAGGAACUUAAGACUGGGCAUGAAUGGCAGCGUACCUUGUAUCAUUCAAUCGACGGGACAUCCUGUAUGAUAGCUCUCAUAUCACCCAACUAUCUCAAAUCAGCUGUGUGUAUGGAGGAGUAUAGCCUGGCACAAACUAAACAUCUCUCUCAAGACACCCUGCACCUGAUCCCAGUCUGCAUCUCUGAUGGCAUCGAGCAGGACUUUGCCCAGGUAUCCCACAUCCCCAUGCUGGACGCUCGUCCUGGAGCUUACGCCGGGGCGGUCAGCAGCAUCUGCUCUGCGGUUGUGUCCUGGCUGGAGACAAACUCCUUCGCUCAUCUGGACAAACUGCUCAAGAAGAAUCUGGAUAAUCAAGUGGAUGUCCCGGAUAUGAUGGAGAAACUCAGAGCAGUGAGGUUCUGGGCAGAAUAUGCGAAAACCUUUAUAUCUGUUAAGACCUUUCCACCCACAUUUGAAAAGUUAGAGGAUGCAGAAGGUAAGGCUGAAACCACAGGAAAGGAUCAGAAUGGAGCAGAAGAAGCCAAAGAAGGAGAGAAGGAGAUGAAGGAAGGGUCAGAGGGGGCAGGAAGUGAUGUCAAAGGUGAUAGUGGUGUUGCGGAAGUACAGACGGAGACGGGAAAGGAAGAUGAAGCGAAAGAAGAUAUCGGUAAAUCAGGUGAAGUGGGUACAGAUGGUAAAGAGGAUGUUGGACAGAUAACUGAAGAUCAGAAAGUGAAGACGAAAGAAGGAGAGAAGGAAGAACCAAAAGAUGGAGAGGAGAAGCCAACUUCUGAACCUGAAUGCCCACAUAAAGAUGGCGGAAGUGCGACACAGUCUGAGAAGACUUUCAAGUCAGCCACUGUAGUCUUCAGCUACCACCAGACCGACGUCAAGUUCGUCUACUUCCUCAAGCAACUCAUCAGCGCCUAUGCCCCUCAUCUUGUCCUCAAGUCCGAGUUCAAGACAGACCAGGCGCGACUGGACAGCCUGGAGGCAGCGGACAGCAUCAUCGCUCUCCUCUCGCCGAACUACAUCGAGUCUCCUCAGCAUGUCGAGGAGUUCCACAUGGGUCUCUGGAGGCAGCGUGUGAGCCCUGAGGAAGCCCCUCUCCUGGUGCCGGUCCAGGUGGCCCUCCUGCCCAAGCGGCCCACCUACUUCCAGCUGAUGGGAUAUCCAGUGAACUCCUGGGAUGCCAUGUGGGCCGACCUCUUGGGAGUGCAGAACAUCAGGUCACCCGCAGAGAUCGACAACUUCCGCCAUUCUCUAGUGAAGAAGAAGCUGCCAGCGAUCUCUCCAGAUGAAUUGCAUCCGAUGACAGAGGUUGCUCAGGUUGUGAUUUCUUCCAUCAAAGCUAGAAGGACAAUCAUCGUAGAGGAUCCGCCUCGUGUGCGACCAGCUCUUGUCAACACUGUCGUACUUCAGAAAGAGCUUGCGACACUCACACAGAAAACUGCACCAUCAUUAGAUCAGUGUCUGGUUGCUGUACCAACACCUGAGGAAGGAGCCUCAAAACCAUGCUCUAUCAUGUAAACAAACAUGAUGACUCAAAGUUGUGCAGGAGGGGCACUCACUACACAACACUUGCUGUAUAACAUAGAACAAAUAGAAAUGAAUGACAAAAUGAGGAGAAGAGGGAUUUUCAGGCAGAGCACUGAUCUCGGUUAGCUGACUAGCUUGCCUUCUUCAUUGUCAAGUGCUGGAAAUUAUAAAUCAAUUAGGAUGAAAUUGUUGUUUUUCAUACUAUUUUUAUUGAUAAUGUAUUACCGGUAUACAUAGAAGUGGAUCUCAAUGAAUUUCAGGGGGAGAAGGAGAGGGAGAAAGAGGAUGAAGAAGAGGAGGAGCAGCUUGAGGAUGAGGGGAAAGAGAAGGUGGAGGGGGAAGUGGAUCAGGAGGGAGGAGGGGGAUAAGAAAGAAGAGGAGGAGAUGGAGAUGGAUGAGACAGGGAAGAAUGUAAUGUAGAAAAAUGAAACUCCAUUGUUACCACUAUGCCAAAACAUAUACAGGUCUGAGCCAGUAAAAGGUGCCUAGAUGAAAUAAAACUGAAAUUACCUCAUUUUUGAUCAAAUUAGACUUCCAUUUUAUAUCAAUUUUAUUCAAUUGAAUCCUAGAUUGUAUCUCGCAUGGAUUUUCAUUCCAUCGUAUAUUGGAAAUGGGUGUAGGUAUAUUUAACAUGACUGAAAUAGUUUUAUUAUAGAUCUUUAUCAUCAUUUAUGCAAAAGUGACACAUAUCAAAUGUUAUAAAAAUCUCAGAUCAUGUAGCACACUGCCAAGUUAUUUGAAUUAUAUGGCAAGAAAACUACGUUAUAAGGAAUUCAAUUAAUGUUGAUUUUAAUCUGAGAGUAUAAAGUGAGAGAGAUAGAGAGAGAGAGAGAGAAUGGGAUGGGAUGUGGAGGAUUCAAGAGAAUUAGAGAUACUGAGGCGACCAAAUUUGACCAAAAACUUUAGUGUAACUGAUUCCAAUCUUGCUUGACCAAAUCUUGAAAACUAAUUAUUUAAUAAUUGUGACCAAACAAGUUUAAUUAUAGAUCUCUAUCAUCAUUUUUGCAAAAGUGAUACAUAUCAAUGUUAUAAAAAUCACAGAACAUGUAGCACACUGCCAAGUUAUUUGAAUCAUAUGGUAGGAAAACUAUAAGGAAUUCAAUUAAUGUUGAUUUUAAUCCGAGAUUAUGAAGUGUGAGAGAGAGAGAGAGAGAGAAAGAGAAAGAGAGAGAGAGAGAGAAUUUUGACCAAAUAUCAGUGUAACUAAUUCCAAUGUUUUUAUUGACCAAAUCUUGACAACAAAUUUUCAAAUAAGUGUGACCAAAUCUACAGGUAUAUGUAGGAUCAUAUGAGCAAUACCGGUACUGCCAAUAGAGGUAAUCAUGAUAUUCACAUGGAAUUUUAGUCAUUUAGAUUUAUCUUCAUAAUUUUUUUAUUUUUUAUUGAAGUGCUGUAUGGAUCUGAAAUCAGGCCAUUUCUUAUUUUACAAAACAUAAAACCUUCAUUAUGUUUGUGAGUUAUUCAUGUAAAAUGUAUGUUUACAUGAAGAAUACUGUGUUUCAAUUAGGUAUUUCAAUAUCAGGACUGUACAGUAUAUACAUUUUUGAAACAAUUUAUCAAUUUACAAUGUAGUCUUUAAAGACAGGUAAUUACUUACUUGUUGUGAAGAAAAGAAUGAUUUUCUCAAUGAAUAUUCCAUCACCAAGUAGAUGAACCUCUUCCGUGAUACAGUGGAGC
Strongylocentrotus purpuratus (purple sea urchin) is the source of this 4571-nucleotide messenger RNA. RefSeq lists its product as uncharacterized. NCBI's taxonomy places the organism in Eukaryota, Metazoa, Echinodermata, Echinoidea, Camarodonta, Strongylocentrotidae. The record is from RefSeq and is a predicted model, not a curated record. The transcript is spliced from 13 exons. Gene Ontology annotation, biological process: signal transduction. The coding region runs from base 156 to 2885 and encodes 909 amino acids.